This is a messenger RNA of Coregonus sp. 'balchen', 3482 nucleotides long. Lineage: Eukaryota; Metazoa; Chordata; Actinopteri; Salmoniformes; Salmonidae. The record is from the annotation of a GenBank genome assembly.
AUGGGUGAGGACACCUGCUCUCACGGCCCACUUCCUUCAUUCGAGAGCACGUCCUUCUCUCUUCAUAAAAAGAGAGAUAGAGAAACAAACAAAAUAAUCUCACUUUGUGUGAAAUGUGUUCCCUUGGUAACCAACACUUCCCUGCUGAAGCUCAACCUCAGAGAUAAUUGGAUGGAAGGGAUGGGCGGGGCCGCCAUGUUAAAGGAGAACUGUUACAUCACAGGUGGUGCUCUUCCAACCUCCGCUCCGAGGCCCCAGGGGGCUCAGGGGGGCGGCAGCGCCACCCACACCCACCUGUGUGCCACCCUCACCCCCUGCCACCCUGGUUGUGCCUCGACACCUAGGGUCCUAUUUAACAUUGUCAGCGUCUAGCUAGCGCCACACACAGUUCAUGUUCCAGGGGAGAGGAGUGAGAGGAGAGCGAGGGUUGUUAUUUUUACAUAAAGGACCCUGGUUGGCCCUUAAGGGUCUUUUAUAUCCACCAUCAUUAAAUUUUAGUCAUUUAGCAGACGCUCUUAUCCAGAGCGACUUACAGUUAGUAAGUGCAUACAUUUUUAUUUUUAUUUUUUCAUACUGGCCCCCAGUGGGAAUCGAACCCAUAACCCUGGCGUUGCAAACGCCAUGCUCUACCAAUUGAGCUACAUCCCUGUGUAGCAUUUCAAUGGUCCUAAUUGCACAACUAAUAACUGUCAUUCCCAAUGCCUUAAUGACACUGCUGCUAGAAUAAUAGGUUAACUGCUGACAAGGAGAAUGGAGAAAAUGAUCAACACGUAGAUAUCUGCUAAAUUCAGAUCACGUUAGGUUUUGACCAUUGCAUUAAGGAGCUCCAUUUUACCUAGAAACAUCAAGACAGGAACAGACAAACAGAAUGCCUUAGCUCCACUGUAACUCGCCCUGCUUGACCUCAGUGUGUUCCCCUGCCAGAGGUUGACCUGGGGGAGAACAGACUGGGGGAGCAUGGUGCCCGGACCCUUUCCAUUAUGCUCCUGGAGAACACCACUCUGGUCUCACCUCUCCAGGAACGAGCUGCCUGACAGGGAUACACAGCACCUGGCUCAGGCCCUGACCUCCAACACCAAACUGGAGACACUAGAUCUCAGUCACAACACCAUGGGAGAUGUAGCAGGUAGGGUUUGGGUACAGUGUGUGUGUGUGUGUGUGUGUGUGUGUGUGUGUGACCUUAACCACAACACCCUGGGAGAUGUAGCAGGUAGGGUAGUGUGUCUUGGGUGGGGUGAGAUGAGGUGCUGAAUGGAGAGGAACUGUGCAUUUAUAAUUAGAACAGUAGUGGUCCAAGAGAGCCUUGAGGAACACCUAAAAUGUGCUAAAGAACAUACCCAGCCAUCACCCUCGUCUUAAGGUGUCUCGAGUCGAGGAGACAUAAAGUUCGGACGUCUUGAGACACUUUGAAAGAGUAUAACAAAUUACAAAAUAGGAAUAAAAACAUGACAUCUUCCUAUUCUUAUGGACAAGGACUUUUUCCAUUAAAAGAAGAUUAUGUCCUCGAGUCUCACAGUUAAACAUAAAUGACUGUUACAAAGAAGCCUGGAUUACAGUCUCCACCCCACCAUCAGUCACCUCUGGUACAGUUCACAGCACAUGGCUGUUAAAUAAACAAAUGUAUGUAAUCCGCUAUAACUCACCCUGACUGCACAACAAAAGUGAAUCACUUCAAUUUCAAAGGUCUCAAUUUCCUAAUCAAUCCCUCGAUGCAAGCGUGUUUCUCAGCUUUAAUAAUAUCCGUUGCAGACAACUGAAAAGACUGCAGUCAGUGAUGAUCAUUGAGUUCAUAAAAACGCAUGCACGUACACACACACACACACACUCGUGGUGACAUAUUGAUGCAGAGCAGUCAGCCACAGACCACAGCUUUUGUAGCAGAUUGUGGCAUUCAAAGGUCAAGAAAUCUCCUUCAUUCAAAGCCCACUCAAUUAGGACGUGGAUGAGAUUUGUGACAUAAACCUUCUGGGGCUGACGAUGAGUGAAUGACAGACCAGACUGUGCGGCUUCAGACAAUAUCUGCGUAAUUGAAACAGAGAUAAUUGCUUCGUUUAAGGAGGGGGAGAGGAACCAUCUCCAUGGUAUUGUUAUUUUGGUGCUUGUUGGUUGUCCCUGCACCAAAACUCCAGUAUUUUUCCAUCAUAGCUUGUUCUCCAUCUUCGUUCUAAAUAGGGAGCCAAAAAACGUGUUUUCUUAUGGCUCUCUCUUGUCCCUGUGCAGCAGACAUAUGGUGAGCAAUAUGUUUGGAACAUCGAAUCACAAUAAAAUCACAGUACCGAAUCGCAAUACAUAUAGAAUCGUGAGAAUUGCAAUACAUAUCGUAUCGGCACCUAAGUAUCUUAUCGUGAGGUCCCUGGCAAUUCCCAGCCCUAAUGAUUAACUGUGUCAAUCAAGAUAUACUGACAUUUUAUUAAUUUACCUUUGACUGUUAUUGCCUUUCUUACGGUCUUCUUCGCCACGUUAGGUAAAUAGAAAGCCAUCACUGUCUAUAACGGUUAAUAUCAUGUGUUGGAAGGAGCACCACAACAUUCUAUCCAAGCUGGGAGAGAGCGUGAGGACGGCUCAUGUCAUACAGGCUCAGGUAGCCUAUACAGGACAGUUGUAUAUUCAAAAAUAAUCUAUUGGUAGCUGAUUAGUAUGCUGUUGCAUUGAAAAUACAUUUUACAAUCUGCAUUAUUUAAAUGUCCAACUUUAAUUACUGAACAAGUCAUUACAUUAUUGCCGCCAGCCAGCAGUCUAAAUGUCAGCAUUGCGUCACAUUACGCCAGUGCACCUAGUCCUCACCGUUUGAACGCCAGAGGCCAAAGAAAGCAUAAUGACCUAUGACAGAUAAUUGUUCACCCAUAUAUAUGAACUUGUAAAUGAAAAUGUAUCGAAUCUUUUUUUAGAUGAUUCGCUGAGCUUAUUCUUCAUUCAUUGCUUAUAAUCUUUCUCCUUUAAUGUCCUAGGCCAACAUAUUCCUGGGAACACUAGAUCUGUCCUAUAAUGGUCUGGGGAAGGAUGGAGCCGUAGCUUUAGGACAGGCUCUAAGAGAAAACCCUCUGGAGGACAUCAAUAUAAGGUACAAGGGUUUCUGUCUGCUGUGCUUAUACACUUUUCUCAACUAUUUUUUUUUUUUGUCAUUUAGCAGACACUCUUAUCCAGAGCGACUUACAGUUAGUGAGUGCAUACAUUUUUUCUUUCAUACUGGUCCCCCGUGGGAAACGAACCCACAACCCUGGUGUUGCAAACGCCAUGCUCUACCAACUGAGCUACACGGGACUAUGUAAGAACGCCCUUUGAAAGGCAACAGUUUUAUUUUGCUUGCCUCACACACCCAACACCUAUUUUUGUCUCUCCCCCACAGUAACAAUCGUGUACCCCCUGAAGGUGCGAUCCGCUUCGCCAUGGGCCUCCAAGUAAACAAGACAAUCAAAACACUCAAUGUCAGUCAUAGAAAAGAGAAUGGCUGUAGUUUGGAAAUCAGCAGGGGACAUAUGUGA